This is a messenger RNA of Symbiodinium pilosum, 2316 nucleotides long. Lineage: Eukaryota; Dinophyceae; Suessiales; Symbiodiniaceae. The record is from the annotation of a GenBank genome assembly.
AUGACGUCUGGAACGACGAAGGAUGAUACCGAGAGAGAAGGGUCCAGUUUCGGUUAUUCCUUGGCUCAGUUCCCACCGACCUGUGAGCUUGGUGCGGGCGCUUUUGGAGUAGUGCUGAAGUGUAUGAAUGCCGAAAACGGCAACGUAUAUGCCAUGAAGGUGAUUGAAAAGGCUCGGGUUAUGGAGAAGAGCAUGGGGGAGCAGGUAAAGCGGGAGGUCCUGACACAGCUGAAAGUCAAGCACCGAAACCUGGUCAAACUGCACUACUACUUCGAAGAUGCUGCCAAGAUAUAUUGCCUCUUGGAGUUUGCGGACAGGGGACAACUAUUUGCAUAUUUGAAGGCUGGGCCGCUCUCUGAGCCGCAAGCUGCCAGCUUCUUCCUUGACACUGCCCGCGGCAUUGACUAUCUGCAUAAUCUCCGCAUUGCGCACAGGGACUUGAAGCCCGAGAACGUGCUCCUCUUUGGUGAUGAGCUGCUGGCCAAAGUUGGUGAUUUCGGUUGGUGCGUCGAGCUCGCAGAUGGCCAGAGACUGACUUUCUGCGGGACUCUGGAAUAUGUUUCACCGGAGAUGUUGUGCGGUGAGCCACAUGACGAAGGCGUAGACUUGUGGGCUCUUGGAGUUCUCCUCUAUGAGAUGCUGCUGUCUGAAACUCCAUUUCGAGCAGGAUCCAAGAAAGGGUUGAUGGAUAAGAUUUGUGACGUCGAUUUUCGGAUAUCCCCGGGAUGUAUAUCCCCAGGCCCAGAGGAACUUAUCCGCAGCUUGCUUGUACGAUGCAGCCAAGACAGAAUGCCGCUGAAGACUGUGUUGGAGCACGAGUGGUGCCUACCAGUUUGUACAGUGCCGGACGUCAGGCUGGAAGAGACGCGAACAGAGCUUGCAAUUGGUGACUUGCCACGGCCGAAGGCACGCAGUCGAAAAGGUGGCAAGGAUCUCUGGAAGCUCAAGGCCAACAAUCCCGAGCUUUUCGCAAAGCAGGGUGCUGGACCAGAUGCAGUGCCUUCUGGUUUCGAAGAAACAGAAAAAGCCGGUUGGUAUUACAAUCGAGCAGACAAGAUAUUCUGGGUGCAGAGCACCAAGCAGCUGUUGUGGUUUGAUGAAGAAUCCGGUGAGCACAAGGAGCUCUACGAAGGGCAGAUAUUCCCGCUUGCUUUCAGUGGUGGAGCUGCUUCAAGCUCAGAGGCCUCGGGAUCUGCGAGAAGUCAACUGAAGACGGUGGUCAUUCCAGAUUUGCACCGGGUGGCGUCAGCAUUGAAGACGGACCUGGCUCAUAUCGACAGACCGGCUGCAAUGCUCGGUGUCUUUGGAGGUGGUGAGAUGGCUGCCAGAGCCUUCCCAGAAAAACUCGUGAAGCGACUAGGAGCAUCGCGUAGCUGCUGGUCGGAAGAGGAUCUGCGCAACGCAGUGGAGAGUAUAGUUAAAGAAGCCGCUGGCGAAAGCACUGCGUCAGUGGUCGUCAUGGUGGGUUGCCGGGCCACGGCAGUUGCCACCGAAGGGGCUGCAUUUCGGCUCACGACACGGCUGCAACAGGGCACCUGUCUACAGCCACCCUCCUCGGCGGCUUCUUCUGCAACGUCAAAAGCUAGCCUAUCCGUGAAAGAUGGGCAGUGUCUUUUUGCUGCUUGCAGUGUUGGUGGUCGGGGGAAGACAGGGCUAUUGGGCGAGGAGGCCUUUGAGAAAACGCUUGCGUUGCAGCUGGUCAAAGGCUGGGCGCGCACAGGUGCGAUCAGCCUUCUGCGAUCUGCCAGACAGUCUGGGCUUACGGAACCUUUAGCUGUCGUAUGUGCCCGCAUAAUACCGACCGAGGGUCCGUCGAGCGAGUUGCCUGCGAAACGUUUGAAGACCUCUUCGACAAGCCCCAUUUUCAGUGCGGGUACCACGGGCACAUCUGGACAAAAUGGUGGCAAAGCUGACCAGGUGCGGCUGAGACAGAUUCUCCUCAGAGUGGUUGCAUCUGGCCCACCCGUCAUGGAUCCUGUUCGUCGGAAACAGGUGAAGCGCUCGCAAGAGGAAGCUGAAGCGGACAUGCUAAAGAUCCUGCAAAGCCUUGAGGCUGACAGCAUGAAGAGCUUUCAGAAAGUUUGCCGAGAGAUGUCUGAGUGCCAAUCGGCUCUCAAAGGCGGAGAGCUUGCUGGGGACAUGGGUUGGCUGGACCGUGUCAAGGGUAUUGGCAUCCAGCAAGAUCGCGCGAAGCAAGGCGUGCGGCCACAAGUUCCACCAGCAGUAUUGAAGGCUGCUUUCGAGCUUGCCGUCGGAGAGGUGCAUGAUCUGGUAACGACAGAAGUUGGCGUGCACCUGUUGCAGCGUACUGCCUAG